AUGUGUCUGCUGAGGAACUGGGACUUGUUGUUGUGUUUGGAAAAAAACUUCUCGGAGACAGAUGAGCUGAAGACCUUCUUUGGGGAGGAACAUGAUUUCACAUCUCUCGAUGUUUUCCUGAAGGUCGUCCUUCAUAAAUCUCUCAGAAGUCAGAACGGCCACCUGGACCUGUUUGUCCGCUUCCUUCAUGGCCUCUCUCUGGAAUCCAACCAGACACUCUUACAAGGUCUGCUGGGUCAGACAGAGAUCAGUCCAGAAACCAUCCAGAAAGUCAUCAAGAACCUGAAGAAGAUCAAUAGUGGAGAAAUAUCUCCUGACAGAAGCAUCAACAUCUUCCACUGUCUGAUGGAGAUGAAGGACCUCUCAGUACAUCAGGACAUCCAAGAGUUCCUGAAGUCAGAGAACAGAUCAGAGAAAGAACUCUCUGAGGUCCACUGCUCAGCUCUGGCCUACAUGCUGCAGAUGUCAGACCAGGUCCUGGAGGAGUUUUACCUGAGGACGUACAGGGCAUCAGAUGAGGGACGACGGAGACUGAUCCCAGCUGUGAGGAACUGCAGGAAGGCUGAGGCCACAGUACUUUUGAAUAUUAUCUGGUAAUGAACAGCUGUUUGCUUUGUUUAUCAUUUGAAUAGCUUUAAACUCCACAAGAUCCAUACGUUUCCCGGAGUUUGAAUGUAGAAUAGUGGAUUAGUGUGUUCAUAGAAGUCGACCUUGUGAACAAUUCUAAUUGCUUUAUUGUGCAAGAUAAAAAUCUUUUUAUUGAAUUUACAGAUGUGUUUCCCCAAAUUUAUACAUAGUGAGUUAAAUAUGAAAAAAAAUCAGUGAA
This is a messenger RNA of Salarias fasciatus (jewelled blenny), 826 nucleotides long. Its product is annotated as NLR family CARD domain-containing protein 3-like. The coding region runs from base 1 to 597 and encodes 198 amino acids. Lineage: Eukaryota; Metazoa; Chordata; Actinopteri; Blenniiformes; Blenniidae. The record is from RefSeq and is a predicted model, not a curated record. The transcript has 4 exons.